CACUGGGAAUUCGGUGAAGAGGGCACCCCAUACCAUGGCAGUGCCCGUCGACGCUGCACGAGUCAGGGACAAGCCCGUCCACAGUGGGGUGAGUCAAGCCCCCACGGCGGGCCGGGACUGCCACCAUCGUGCAGAGCUCGCAUCGCCGCGGGACUCGGGCUGCCGUGGCUGCUUGGGAGACCUAGUGCUGCAGCCGCUCCGGAGCUCUCGGAAACUUUCCUCCGCGCUGUGCGCGGGCUCCCUGUCCUUUCUGCUGGCGCUGCUGGUGAGGCUGGUCCGCGGGGAGGUCGGCUGUGACCUGGAGCAGUGUAAGGAGGCGGCGGCGGAGGAGGAGGAGGAAGCAGCCCCGGGAGCAGAAGGGGGCGUCUUCCCGGGGCCUCGGGGAGGUGCUCCCGGGGGCGGCGCGCGGCUCAGCCCCUGGCUGCAGCCCUCAGCGCUGCUCUUCAGUCUCCUGUGUGCCUUCUUCUGGAUGGGCUUGUACCUCCUGCGCGCCGGGGUGCGCCUGCCUCUGGCUGUCGCGCUGCUGGCCGCCUGCUGUGGGGGGGAAGCGCUCGUCCAGAUUGGGCUGGGCGUCGGGGAGGAUCACUUACUCUCGCUCCCAGCCGCGGGGGUGGUGCUCAGCUGCUUGGCCGCCGCGACAUGGCUGGUGCUGAGGCUGAGGCUGGGCGUCCUCAUGAUCGCCUUGACUAGCGCGGUCAGGACCGUGUCCCUCAUUUCCUUAGAGAGGUUCAAGGUCGCCUGGAGACCUUACCUGGCGUACUUGGCCGGCGUGCUGGGGAUCCUCUUGGCCAGGUACGUGGAACAAAUCUUGCCGCAGUCCGCGGAGGCGGCUCCAAGGGAGCAUUUGGGGUCCCAGCUCAUUGCUGGGACCAAGGAAGAGAUCCCGGUGUUUAAGAGGAGGAGGCGGUCCAGCUCUGUCGUGUCCGCCGAGAUGUCCGGCUGCAGCAGCAAGUCCCAUCGGAGGACCUCCCUGCCCUGUAUACCGAGGGAACAGCUCAUGGGACAUUCAGAAUGGGACCACAAACGAGGGUCAAGAGGAUCUCAGUCUUCAGGAACCAGUAUUACUGUGGACAUCGCUGUCAUGGGCGAGGCCCACGGCCUCAUUACCGACCUCCUGGCAGACCCUUCUCUUCCACCAAACGUGUGCACAUCCUUGAGAGCCGUGAGCAACUUGCUCAGCACACAGCUCACCUUCCAGGCCAUUCACAAGCCCAGAGUGAAUCCCGUCACUUCGCUCAGUGAAAACUAUAUCUGUUCUGACUCUGAAGAGAGCUCUGAAAAAGACAAGCUUGCUAUUCCAAAGCGCCUGAGAAGGAGUUUGCCCCCUGGCUUGUUGAGAAGAGUUUCUUCCACUUGGACCACCACCACCUCGGCCACAGGUCUACCUACCUUGGAGCCUGCACCAGUACGGAGAGACCGCAGCACCAGCAUCAAACUGCAGGAAGCACCUUCAUCCAGUCCUGAUUCUUGGAAUAAUCCAGUGAUGAUGACCCUCACCAAAAGCAGAUCCUUUACUUCAUCCUAUGCUAUUUCUGCAGCUAACCAUGUAAAGGCUAAAAAGCAAAGUCGACCAGGUGCCCUCGCUAAAAUUUCACCUCUUUCAUCGCCCUGCUCCUCACCUCUCCAAGGGACUCCUGCCAGCAGCCUGGUCAGCAAAAUUUCUGCAGUGCAGUUUCCAGAAUCUGCUGACACAACUGUCAAACAAAGUCUAGGUUCUCACAGGGCCUUAACUUACACUCAGAGUGCCCCUGACCUAUCCCCUCAAAUCCUGACUCCACCUGUUAUAUGUAGCAGCUGUGGCAGACCAUAUUCCCAAGGGAAUCCUGCUGAUGAGCCCCUGGACAGAAGUGGGGUAGCCACUCGGACACCAAGUAGAACAGAUGACACUGCUCAAGUUACCUCUGAUUAUGAAACCAAUAACAACAGUGACAGCAGUGACAUUGUACAGAAUGAAGAUGAAACAGAGUGCCUGAGAGAGCCUCUGAGGAAAGCAUCGGCUUGCAGCACCUAUGCUCCUGAGACCAUGAUGUUUCUGGACAAACCAAUUCUUGCUCCCGAACCUCUUGUCAUGGAUAACCUGGACUCAAUUAUGGAGCAGCUAAAUACUUGGAAUUUUCCGAUUUUCGAUUUAGUGGAAAAUAUAGGAAGAAAAUGUGGCCGUAUUCUUAGUCAGGUAUCUUACAGACUUUUUGAAGACAUGGGCCUCUUUGAAGCUUUUAAAAUUCCAAUUAGGGAAUUUAUGAAUUAUUUUCAUGCUUUGGAGAUUGGAUACAGGGAUAUUCCUUAUCAUAACAGAAUCCAUGCCACUGAUGUUUUACAUGCUGUUUGGUAUCUUACUACACAGCCUAUUCCAGGCCUCUCAACUGUGAUUAGUGACCAUGGUUCAACCAGUGAUUCAGAUUCUGACAGUGGAUUUACACAUGGACAUAUGGGAUAUGUAUUCUCAAAAACGUAUAAUGUGACAGAUGAUAAAUACGGAUGUCUGUCUGGGAAUAUCCCUGCCUUAGAGUUGAUGGCGCUGUAUGUGGCUGCAGCCAUGCAUGAUUAUGAUCACCCAGGAAGGACUAAUGCUUUCCUGGUUGCAACUAGUGCUCCUCAGGCGGUGCUAUAUAACGAUCGUUCAGUUUUGGAGAAUCAUCACGCAGCUGCUGCAUGGAAUCUUUUCAUGUCUCGGCCAGAGUAUAACUUCUUAGUUAACCUUGACCAUGUGGAAUUUAAGCAUUUCCGUUUCCUUGUCAUUGAAGCAAUUUUGGCCACUGACCUGAAGAAACACUUUGACUUCGUAGCCAAAUUUAAUGGCAAGGUAAAUGAUGAUGUUGGAAUAGAUUGGACCAAUGAAAAUGAUCGUCUACUGGUUUGUCAAAUGUGUAUAAAGUUGGCUGAUAUCAAUGGUCCAGCUAAAUGUAAAGAACUCCAUCUUCAGUGGACCGAUGGUAUUGUCAAUGAAUUUUAUGAACAGGGCGAUGAAGAGGCCAGCCUUGGGUUACCCAUAAGCCCCUUCAUGGAUCGUUCUGCUCCUCAGCUGGCCAACCUUCAGGAAUCCUUCAUCUCUCACAUUGUGGGGCCUCUGUGCAACUCCUAUGAUUCAGCCGGACUAAUGCCAGGAAAAUGGGUGGAAGACAGUGAUGAGUCAGGAGAUACCGAUGACCCAGAAGAAGAGGAGGAAGAAGCAGCAGCACCAAAUGAAGAGGAAACCUGUGAAAAUAAUGAAUCUCCAAAAAAGAAGACUUUCAAAAGGAGAAAAAUCUACUGCCAAAUAACUCAGCACCUCUUACAGAACCACAAGAUGUGGAAGAAAGUCAUUGAAGAGGAGCAACGGUUGGCAGGUGUAGAAAAUCAAUCCCUGGACCCGACCCCUCAAUCGCACUCUUCAGAACAGAUCCAGGCUAUCAAGGAAGAAGAAGAAGAGAAAGGGAAACCAAGAGGGGAGGAGAUACCAACCCCAAAGCCAGACCAGUGACAAUGGAUAGAAUGGGCUGUGUUUCCAAACAGAUUGACUUGUCAAAGACUCUCUUCAAGCCAGCACAACAUUUAGACACAACACUGUAGAAAUUUGAGAAGAUGGGCAAAUGGCUAUUGCAUUUUGAGAUUCUUCGCAUUUUGUGUGUAUAUUUUUACAGUGAGGUACAUUGUUAAAAACUUUUUGCUCAAAGAAGCUUUCACAUUGCAACACCAGCUUCUAAGGAUUUUUUAAGGAGGGAAUAUAUAUGUGUGUGUGUAUAUAAGCUCCCACAUAGAUACAUGUAAAACAUAUUCACACCCAUGCACGCACACACAUACACACUGAAGGCCAGGAUUGCUGGCUCCACAAUUUAGUAGCAUUUAUAUUAAGAUAUAUAGUGGUCACUGUGAUAUAAUAAAUCAUAAAGGAAACCAAAUCACAAAGGAGAUGGUGUGGCUUAGCAAGGAAACAGUGCAGGAAAUGUAGGUUACCAACUAAGCAGCUUUUGCUCUUAGUACUGAGGGAUGAAAGUUCCAGAGCAUUAUUUGAAUUCUGAUACAUCCUGCCAACACUGCGUGUGUGUGUGUGUGUGUGUGUGUGUGUGUGUGUGUGUGUGAAAGAGAGACAGAAGGGAACAGUUUGAAAGGGUGCUUGUGUGCAUGUGUGUGCAUAUGUAAAGAGAUUUUUGUGGUUUGAGUAACUCAUAGAAUAGCUGUAGCAAAUGACUGAGUAUAUGUGAACAAACAGAAGGAAAUUCACUGUGGAGUGUCUUUGGGAAGCAGCCAUUCCAAAUGCCCUCCUCCAUUUAGCUUCAAAUAAAGGGCCUUUUGCAGAUGGAGGGCACUGAAGGGCUGAGUGAGAGGGCCACAUGUUUGGUAUUACAUUACUAUUAUGCACCACUUGAAGGAGCUCUAUCACCAGCCUCAAACCUGGAAGACUGAGGCAUUUUCCAGUCUACUUGCCUAAUGAAUGUAUAGGAGCUGUCUGUGAUUAUGGAUGUCACUCAACUAAGAUCAAAUCACCAUUUAAGGGGAUGGCAUUCUUUAUACAUAAACACCUAGGGAAGAGCUGGAGUCAGGUCUUUCAGUCAGGUUAGAAUUCUAAACGAUGCCAGAGAAGGCUUGGGAAAUUGUACUUCAGCGUGAUCGCCUGUGUCUUCUUAAUUUGCUGCAAAAUGUGUGGUAGAGGAAGAAAAGGAAACAGAAAAAUCACUCUGGGUUAUAUAGCAAGAGAGGAAGGAGAUUAUUUCAACCCAGGGUUUUUGUGUUGAUGUAGGAAAAGCCUGAUUCUUGGCAACUGUUGCAGUUUGUCUUUCAGGGGCAAAGGUCCCACUGACAGCCCCUGUUGUGGUAUCCACACGCUGUCGGGGUAGCCUCCAUCGGCAAUCUGGCCCAUUGUCAGUCAUGCUUCUUCUGGCAGGGGAGAUUAUAGAGAGAUUGUUUGAGGAUCAGGUUAUUAUUGAAAGUCUUUUUGUUUGUUUUGUUUUGGUUUGUUUGUUAUCUACACUUGUUUAUGCUGUGAGCCAAACCUCUAUUUAAAAAGUUGAUACUCACUUUCAAUAUUUUAUUUCAUAUUAUUAUAUAUGUCAUGAUAGUUAUCUUGAUGUAAAUAUGAAGUUUUUUUUUUUUGUUUCUGUAGAUAGUAAACUCUUUUUUUAAAAAAGGAAAAGGGAAACAUUUUUAUAAAGUUAUACUUUAAUCACCAUUUUUAUACAUUGUAGUUCUCUCCAAGCCCAGUAAGAGAAUGAUGAUUCAUUUGCAUGGAUGUCGAUGGACAGUCAAUCAUCUACCUAUUAUAAUUUAAAUGAUAAUCUGAUAUAGUUUUUUUUUUUUUUUGCCAAUUAAAUGAGGAUGCUGCAAAGAAUGUUUUUUUCACUAGUAACUUUUGCUAACUGAAUGAAUUCUGGGUCCAUAUCUCCCAGAUGAAAGACUGUUAGCCAAUAGCAUAUUUUUAUAGUUGGCGUCCAUUUCUUUCCAACAAUGUUUGGUUAUGAUUCUUCCUUCAGUACUAUAUAUAGACCUACUCAUUAUCUAAACAAUCUUAGCUUCUAAGUAAAUCUUGAUUGUGAUUUCCAGUUUUUAUUUUCUCUGACGUAGUAGAAAGGAAUGUUUACAUUAAAAAUACUUUUGUUUCUCAUGAAUGGAUAUUAUACUCUCCCCUUUCAAAGCAUUAUUUUACAGUAAUUCAUGGCAUUUUAAAAACUAAGGCAAAGAUAAUACAACAAAAAAAUAUACAUGGUUUCAAGGCAAAUUCUCCAAUAAGUAGGAAAAUGUAAAAAGGAUCAAGUGGAUGCAGCCUCUACCUAAAUAAUUAAAAUACAUUUCAAUAGAUUUCUGAAUUAACACCAGGUCUUCACUUUUUAGAACUUACCUAAUUGUUUUCAUUUUCUUAGUUUUGCCUGUGUGUCUCUAUGUUUGCAAAAAUUACUAUGAGUCAAAUUUUGCCAGUGAAUUUAACUAUUUUCCUUUCACUGCAAUUAAGAGAAAGGGGAAAAAAAAGCAUUUAUCUUCUCAUACCCUUUGCAUCUAAUUACUUAACAAAGCCAAUAUUUUCCCAUCUUCCAAAUCCUGUCCAUCUCUAACAUAAAUAUUAAUUGAACAUAAAGCUACGUUUGGAGGGAGUGGACUGGCAGGACAGUUGGAAGCCCAUCGCAGUCUGUUGGCAGUUUCAUCAAAGCUGUAUAGUCCAACUAGCGGGGCAUCUUGGCUACUACAGUGGAAGUCUCAGCAAACUGCCUGGUUUUGUUUGUUUGUUUUGUUUUAAGGUACAGGAAAUAAGAGGAAUAAUAGUGGCCAAAGCGAUUAGAACAUCUUCAUUCCAGAACUGUGUUCAUCAAUCCAGGAAGAUUGAUACAUUUUUCUUUAAAAAUAAAUUAGUAUUACAGCUAGAAGUCAAUUGGGAUAAAUAAAGGGAUGAGGAUCCACCAAGUAUGUGACUUUUGUACACACCCAGUACAUCUCAAAGGAUGCUAAGGGACAUUUUCUGCCAGUAGAGUUCUCCCCCUUUUAGGUGACAGCAAUAUUAUUAUGUUCACGUCCAACUCCAGAGCUUACUUCCUGUGGUGCCAAUGUAUUUGUUGCAAUUUACUACAUUUUUAUAUGAGCCUAUUUAUAGGUGCCAUUAAAUAAACUCAGGUCUUUCAAAUGAAAGAGUUUCUAGCCCACCUAGGGAAAAAGAUAAUUGUUUAGAAAACCAUAAAAUCAAUGGUAGGAAAAGUUGGAACUGGUUACCUGGAUGCCAUGGUUCUCUGUUAAGCAAAAGACCAGGUAUAUUCUGAGUGCCAUCAGUGUUAUUUUCAGCAUGCUAAUAAACAUCUUUCCAGUUAUAUAUCUAGAUUAACCUUUAAAAUAUUGGUUUCCUUAAUAAAAGCACCACUUUUGCUUUUGUUAGCUGUAAUAUUUUUUGUCUUUUAUAUAAGACCUGGUUUGGCUCUCAAUAAAAGAUGAAGACAGUAGCUCUGUACAGGGAUAUAUCUAUAUUAGUCUUCAUUUGAUGAAUGAAGAAAUGUUCUCAUAUUAUGUUCAAGAAAGUAUUUACUUCCUAAAAACAGAAUACCCAAUUCUGUCUAUUUUGGUUGAAUACCAGAACAAAUCUUACCGUUGCAAUCCCAGUUAAACUAAAGAAAAAGAAUAUCUUACAGACUGUUCAUAUUAGAUGUAUGUAGACUGUUAAUUUGCAGUUUCCCCAUAUUCCCUGCCUAUCUUACCCAGAGAACUUUCUUUGAAGGUAAAAGCUGUGCAAAAGGCAUGAGACUCAGGCCUACUCUUUGUUUAAAUGAUGGAAAAAUAUAAAUUAUUUUCUAAGUAAUAAAAAUAUAAAAAUUAUCAUUAUAAAUAAAGUCUAAAGUUUGAAAUUAUUAAUUUAUAAAAGUGAACUAAUUGUGUGAUUAUCAAAUCUUGAUUAAUGAAAAGUGAAUAAUCUAAAAAUCAUUUAUAUUCUACUGUGGGAGGUAUUCUUGGUGCUUCCAUGUCAGUAAGGGGCUCUCCCUUGUCCUCAUCAUUUAUAGUACUUCUAAAAUAAUAAUGGAAACCUCAUUAAGGGUCUUGUCCUCUUCUGUCAUCCUAACCCUGAUUCUAGUUUAAUGCCUUCCCUGACUUAUAUGCCAUUUGCAAAUAAACUGCCUUUCAAACUGUUA
This is a messenger RNA of Rhinopithecus roxellana (golden snub-nosed monkey), 7577 nucleotides long. It is a transcript of the gene PDE3A, whose product is annotated as phosphodiesterase 3A. Gene Ontology annotation, molecular function: 3',5'-cyclic-AMP phosphodiesterase activity. Gene Ontology annotation, biological process: positive regulation of oocyte development; oocyte maturation. Bases 35 to 3460 code for a protein of 1141 amino acids. The record is from RefSeq and is a predicted model, not a curated record. Gene Ontology annotation, cellular component: cytosol. Lineage: Eukaryota; Metazoa; Chordata; Mammalia; Primates; Cercopithecidae. The transcript is spliced from 16 exons.